UAUAGUUUAAUAUUUACAAUGUCUUCAAAGAGACGUACUAAAUGGAAAAAAAUUAAUGAAAGAGUUAAAAAACAUCUUGCAAUACUUGAAACAGAGGAUAAGGAAACAAAUAGUGUCGAAGAACCAAUUAGAUCAAAAUAUUCUAAAGAAUUUCUUAAUUCUGACUUGUUAGAGCAUUGCCAGCAAUUCAAUGAAUGUGAAUUCCUUUCUGAUUGGUUAAUAAAUGAGGAUGAAAGUAUAAAUUUUAAUUGUGUUAAUAAUGAAUCUGAUAGCUCUCUCUCUCUCAUGUUCUUCUAUUGAAUAUUAUUUAUCUGAAGAUGAUUUUGAAAGAAAUUCUAACGAUAAUAAUAUUGCAGAAUUUUCUGUUAGUAAUAGUUAUAAUGUAUUAACAAAUUCUACAGUAAAUAUAAAUCCUAACUUAGCAAGUAAUCUUGCCCAGUGGGCUCUUGAAUAUAGAAUCUCUCACACCGCUUUGAAUUCUCUAUUACAUAUAUUAAAGAAAUACAAUCUUAUUGAAUUUACUGAUGCUAGGACUUUAUUAAUACUUUCUGUUUUUGAUAUGUGUGGUGGAAAAUAUUGUUAUUUUGGAAUUGUCAAUAACUUAAAAUCUUUGUUUGUAAAAGUACCCUUAUUGAAAUCGUUACAAGAAAUAAACUUAUUUGUUAAUAUUGAUGGGCUGCCAUUAGCCAAUAGUUCAUCAAUUCAAUUUUGGCCGAUACUUUGCAAAAUAGAUCAAUCAUUUUGUAAACUUGACCCUUUCAUUGUUGCUGUAUACUGCGGCCAAUCUAAACCUCCAGAUGUACAUGAAUAUCUGCAAGAUUUUAUACAAGAGUACAAACAUCUUUGUGAUGUUGGCCUAGCUAUCGAUACAAAACUAUAUUCAGUUACGGUUUUAGGCUUUAUUUGUGAUGCACCUGCUAGAGCUUUUGUUAAAGUAAUUAAAGGUCAUAAUGGUUUUUAUGGUUGCGAAAGAUGCACACAAAAAGGAACACAUCCGUUUGGUGCAACAAUAUUUAAUGAAAUCGAUGUUCAAAUAAGAACAGAUGAGAGUUUUUUGCUACAAACGCAGUUGGGGCAUCACAAUGGUAUUUCUCCUUUAACAGAGAUUAAUUUUCCUAUGGUUACAAAAUUCAUAUUAGAUCCAAUGCAUUUAGUUUAUUUAGGAGUUAUGAGAAGAAUGCUUUUUCAAAUGGUGCAAGGGAAUAAUUAUUUUUGUAAAUUAGAUGCAAGAAGAAUUAAUAUCUUAUCCAAAAGAUUAGAAUCGUUGCAUAAAUACAUUCCUGUAGAUUUUUCGAGGAAACCACAAAAUUUGAAUAAAAUAAAAAAAUGGAAAGCUACUGAACUACGCCAAUUUCUCUUGUAUACUUCACUUUUUGUUUUGAAUGGAAUUAUUUCAAAUAAUCAUAUGGAACAUUUUAAGAUUUUUCAUACUGCUAUAUUUAUUCUUUCACAUCCAAACUUAGCAGUACAAUUAUGUAAUUAUGCACAGGCUUUACUGAUAGAAUUUGUUAAGACUUUUGAUGAGUUCGUUGGACCAAAUUCAAAAAUUUACAAUGUUCAUAAUCUUGUUCAUCUUCCAGAUGAUGUUAGAAAUUUUAAUAGGACAUUAGAUGAUAUAAGUGCGUUUGAUUUUGAAAAUUUGCUGGGAGAAAUAAAAAGAUCUCUUCGGGGUGGGAAAAAAUCAUUAGCACAAUCAUCACGACGACUUUCUGAAAAUGCUUCCAUUCCUGGGAAAUAUAUUUCUAAUUGGGUAUUAAAACGAAAACAUGAAAGUGGGCCACUUGUUGCUGGCAUGGAAAGCUCUAAUCUAAGUCAGUAUAAAGAGAUAAUUAUUGACAAGUAUCAUUUUGUGGCUUGUCAUAGAGCUGAUCGUUAUGCGUUGUUAAAAAAUGGAAAUAUUAUACAAAUUUUCAAUAUUGUUCUUAAAAAUGCACAAGAAAUACAUUGUUCCGAUUUAAUUUAUGCAAAAAUAUUCAAUAGUUGAAUUUAUUGAAGAAAAUACUGUUGAAAUUAUCCUUUCUUCCUGGAUAUUAUCUAAUAACAAAACUGCAUUAUGGCCUAAAAACAUAAUUCCAUCAAUCCUAAAAAGAUACCUAAAGAACAGUACUGUACCCAGUGAUGAUUGGAACUCUGUCAAUAUAAGAGUUUUGGGACAUACAGGUAUAGACUUUAUAUUUUUACUUGCCAUAUUUAUUUUUAUAUUGAAUUGUUCUAUUAUCAUGAUACAGG
Messenger RNA from Formica exsecta, 2229 nucleotides. RefSeq lists its product as uncharacterized. The record is from RefSeq and is a predicted model, not a curated record. The coding region runs from base 260 to 1984 and encodes 574 amino acids. The transcript is spliced from 2 exons. Lineage: Eukaryota; Metazoa; Arthropoda; Insecta; Hymenoptera; Formicidae.